AUGGCAGAACGAGGUGGUCAACGCGGCGGCGAGCGCGGUGGUUUCGGGCGUGGAUUCGGUGGUCCGAGAGGAGUACAUGUACAUCGUAGAGGCCGAGUCACGGAGGAGGACAAAUGGGUUCCAGUGACCAAGCUUGGUCGUCUCGUGCAGAACGGUAAAAUCCAGAUGUUAGAACAGAUCUAUUACCAUUCUCUUCCCGUUAAAGAACAUCAGAUCAUCGAUCUACUUGUCGGUCCUUCGUUGAAAAACGAAGUGAUGAAGAUAAUGCCUGUUCAGAAACAAACCAGAGCUGGUCAGAGAACGAGGUUUAAGGCCUUCAUUGUCGUCGGUGACGGUAAUGGUCAUGUUGGAUUGGGAGUGAAAUGUUCUAAAGAAGUGGCUACUGCCAUUAGAGGAGGGCUUAUUCUCGCUAAGCUAUCUGUGAUUCCAGUGAGAAGAGGUUAUUGGGGUAACAAAAUCGGGAAGCCACACACUGUGCCUUGUAAGUUGACUGGGAAAUGUGGUUCUGUUACUGUGAGGAUGGUUCCAGCUCCGAGAGGUACUGGUAUUGUGGCGGCUAGGGUGCCUAAGAAGGUUCUUCAGUUCGCUGGAAUUGAUGAUGUCUUUACCUCUUCAAGAGGAUCUACUAAAACCUUUGGGAACUUUGUCAAGGUAUAA
Messenger RNA from Arabis nemorensis, 657 nucleotides. The record is from the annotation of a GenBank genome assembly. Lineage: Eukaryota; Viridiplantae; Streptophyta; Magnoliopsida; Brassicales; Brassicaceae.